This is a messenger RNA of Hibiscus syriacus, 993 nucleotides long. RefSeq names its product 50S ribosomal protein L25-like. The transcript has 3 exons. Gene Ontology annotation, cellular component: cytosolic large ribosomal subunit; ribosome. Gene Ontology annotation, biological process: translation. Bases 49 to 819 code for a protein of 256 amino acids. Lineage: Eukaryota; Viridiplantae; Streptophyta; Magnoliopsida; Malvales; Malvaceae. Gene Ontology annotation, molecular function: 5S rRNA binding; structural constituent of ribosome. The record is from RefSeq and is a predicted model, not a curated record.
CCUUAACCCCCCAAAACCCCACACCCAAGCUCUCCGCAAACACCGGUGAUGGCUUUGUUGAUCCACCGCGCCCUCUCCAACAAAACCCUCCACCUCCGCUUCUUCUCCCAAGCUGCCCUGCCCCUCGACCUUUCACAUCCACCGUCUCCAUUGACCUACCUCGAAGGUUUCCCCAGGCCCGACCCCAAAUUCGCCGAGACUAUACUCGCGGUCCCACGCGCCACCUCCGGCAAAAACAUCUCCGCCAAAGAAAGAAAAGUGGGUCGGGUCCCCAGCAUCGUUUUCGAGCAAGAAGAUGGCCAACACGGAGGCAACAAGAGGCUCAUUUCUGUUCAGACCAAUCAGAUCAGAAAACUUGUAAAGCAUCUGGGCGAGUCGUUUUUCGUUUCUAGGCUUUUUGAUCUUGAGGUUCGAUCGGAGUUUGGGAGCGGUGAUUUGAUUGAAAAAGUACGGGUUCUCCCUAGGAAGCUUCACUUACAUGCGGGGACUGAGGCACCUCUUAAUGUGACCUUCAUAAGGGCGCCUUCCAAUGCUUUGUUGAAGGUGGAUAUUCCACUUGUAUUUAGAGGGGAAGAUGUCUGCCCUGGGCUAAGGAAAGGGUUGUACCUGAAUACCAUCAAGAGGACCGUUAAGUUCUUAUGCCCCGCGGAUAUUAUUCCUCCAUACAUUGAUGUUGAUUUAAGUGAGUUGGAUGGUGGUCAGAAGUUGGUAAUGGGAGACCUGAAGGUUCACCCUGCUCUAAAGCUUAUGCAGUCGAAAGAUGAGCCUGUUUGUAAGAUUAUGGGAGCCAGAGUUUCAGACCAACAGAAGAAGAAAUAAGGCCCUGGGUUCGGAUUUUGGGAAGCAUAGUAUUAAUAAUAUUUACCUCCACUUUUCGAAUGGAGCGUUGAGUGAGCUUAAAAUCGAUGCUCUCAUCCUUAUCAUUGUUCAUGGCACUUUGAAGUUUUUUAGUACCAGUAGAGAACCAAGCAUGGAGUGGUGGUGCAAUGACUC